Labrus mixtus (cuckoo wrasse) is the source of this 362-nucleotide messenger RNA. RefSeq lists its product as uncharacterized. The record is from RefSeq and is a predicted model, not a curated record. The transcript has 3 exons. Lineage: Eukaryota; Metazoa; Chordata; Actinopteri; Labriformes; Labridae. The coding region runs from base 39 to 362 and encodes 107 amino acids.
CGGCAUGGUUGAUUGUGGUUUCCUAUGUGAAUAAUAGUAUGACAUGUUCAGUUUGGCUGAUCUUCUACUACUACAUCCAGAUUGUCCCUUCACAGCGAGCUUGUUUGAUCUGGAUAAAGAGGAACAUCAGGUCUGUCAUCUACGUGGCCUUGCUUUGUGUGUAUAUGACGAUCUGUCUAUGUAUAAUGACAGUGUCUAGCUUUUCCACCGUCCAUUACCUGCAAAGACACAUAAGAAACAUGGCACAGCGCAGCAGCGGUUUUUCCACUGAGAAGAUUCAAAGUCAGAUGCGAGUCACCAUCACUGGGUGCUUGGAUAGCCUUCACGGUCACCACACUGUACAUAACAGGAACCACGGUUAA